AUGUUUCAAUCCUCCAAACCGUACUCGGCAGUGACCGUACAGAUUGAGGUCCUUACGAGCGAGCAAUAUGAAGUCGAAGACUCCAGCGGUAUUGUCGAUUUAGUGGAAGUAGUUCGCAUCCAGGCCAGCGGCCCGAUGGAAGCAAGUCGGGCUCUUCGCAAGAAACUAAAAUAUGGCAAUAUCCAUCGACAACUGCGCGCGCUUACUAUUCUCGACUUCCUCGUCCAAAAUGCAGGAGAACGCUUCUUGCGUGAUUUCGCCGAUGAGGCAUUGCUCGAACGUCUGCGGAUCGCAGCUACUGAUUCCGUUUCGGAUCCACUCGUGAAGCAGAAAUGUAAACAGAUUUUUGGACAAUGGGCGACAACUUAUAAGGACACCCCUGGCAUGGCAAGGGUCACGGCGCUAUACAAGCAAGUUCCCAAAAAGCAGCCUGCCACACAGGCGAAAGCCAAGGUUCUCCGCGAGGGGUCGAGUUCGAAUUCAAACGAGCCCCCGAUGGGUCAUGUUGUAUCCGUGUCAGCGGGCAGUGGGCCAUCCACUGUGCUGACCAGUCCCAAAGAGAAAUCCAAGUCCAGGAAAGUCAAGAAAGAUAAGAAAUUAUCAAUUAGCCACAGGAGAUUUGAUAUGGAAAAGGAGCGCCCGGAGAUCUUGCAAACCCUUGCUGCCUCUUCCGUCGCUAGCACCAACCUGUUGAAUGCCCUUAAACACGUCAAUCGCGAGACCCACCGAGUGGGUGAGGAUGCGGAGUGCAUUAACCGAUUCGAUACUUGCAAGCAGCUUCGUCAUAGCAUCCUUCGAUAUAUCCAGUAUAUAGAAACCGAAGAGUUCCUAGGCGGCCUGAUCCAUGCAAAUGAGGAGCUGGUGGAUGCAUUGAUGGCAUUCGAGGUGCUCGACAAGAGCGUGGAUUAUGACAGUGAUAGUGAGGAUGACAUUUUGGAAGGCAAUUGGAAGCAAAGACAUGGACUUGGUCUGCAAGACACGGACAUGAAUGACGGCCUUGCCGGGCUUAAUAUCAACCCCCGAAAGCCACCUCGGCCGAAUCGCCCUGAUAGCCUGCCUCUUGCAUAUUCGUCAAAACACACACGUCCAAUCUUUGAGAGCGAGAGUGAGCCAGAAGAAGAAGACGAUGAAGACAAUCCCUUUGGGGACAGGAAUGCUAUUAAGACCCCGGGCAUCGAGAAAGCUGGACUCACUUGGAAAGAGGUCUGA
Penicillium roqueforti is the source of this 1209-nucleotide messenger RNA. Its product is annotated as LSB5 family protein. Gene Ontology annotation, molecular function: ubiquitin binding; phosphatidylinositol binding. The transcript has 4 exons. The coding region runs from base 1 to 1209 and encodes 402 amino acids. NCBI's taxonomy places the organism in Eukaryota, Fungi, Ascomycota, Eurotiomycetes, Eurotiales, Aspergillaceae. Gene Ontology annotation, cellular component: actin cortical patch. Gene Ontology annotation, biological process: actin filament organization; actin cortical patch localization; endocytosis. The record is from RefSeq and is a predicted model, not a curated record.